AGGCGGAGCCACGAGGCUAGCGCCACCCGUGCGCCUGCGUGGAACGAUUCUGUGGCGAAUGCGGGCUGAAAGCUAGCUCCGGGGUGCACGUGGAGCGCCGCCCGAAGGGCAGUCUCAGGCGGUAACCCGCGUUCUGUACCAUGGGGCGCAAGUUGGACCCUACGAAGAAGGAGAAGCGGGGGCCAGGCCGAAAGGCCCGGAAGCAGAAGGGCGCCGAGACAGAACUCGCCAGAUUCUUGCCCGCAGUAAGUGAUGAAAAUUCCAAGAGGCUGUCUAGUCGUGCUCGAAAGAGAGCAGCCAAGAGGAGGUUGGGCUCUGCUGAAUUCCCUGAGACAAAUAAGUCUCCUGAGGCCAAGCCGUUGCCUGGAAAGCUACCACAAGGGAUCUCUGCAGGAGCUGUCCAGACAGCUGAUAAGAAGGGAACCCAGUCCCUAUUUAAUGCUGCUCGAGGCAAGAAGCGCCCAGCACCUAGCAGUGAUGAGGAAGAGGAAGACUCUGAAGAAGAUGAUGUGGUGAACCAUGGGGACCUCUGGGACUCCGAGGACAGUGAUGCUGAUAUGGUAGAUGACUAUGGAGCUGACUCCAACUCCGAGAAUGAGGAGGAAGGUGAAGAGUUGCUGCCCAUUGAAAAAGCUGCUCGAAAGCAGAAGGCCCGGGAAGCUGCUGCUGGGGUCCAGUGGAGUGAAGAGGAGACAGAGGAUGAAGAGGAAGAGGAAGAAGUGACCUCUGAGUCAGGCCCCCCAAAAGAGGAGGAGGCAGAUGGGGGCCUGCAGAUCAAUGUGGAUGAGGAGCCGUUUGUGCUGCCCCCUGCUGGGGAGAUGGAGCAGGAUGCCCAGGCUCCAGACCUGCAACGAGUUCACAAGCGGAUCCAGGAUAUCGUGGGAAUCCUGCGUGAUUUUGGGGCUCAGCGGGAAGAAGGGCGGUCUCGUUCUGAAUACCUGAACCGGCUCAAGAAGGAUCUGGCCACUUACUACUCCUAUGGAGACUUCCUGCUUGGCAAGCUCGUGGACCUCUUUCCUCUGUCUGAGCUGGUGGAGUUCUUAGAAGCUAAUGAGGUGCCUCGGCCCGUCACCCUCCGGACCAAUACCUUGAAAACCCGACGCCGAGACCUUGCCCAGGCUCUAAUCAAUCGUGGGGUUAACCUGGAUCCCCUGGGCAAGUGGUCAAAGACUGGACUAGUGGUAUAUGAUUCUUCUGUGCCCAUUGGUGCUACCCCCGAGUACCUGGCUGGGCACUACAUGCUGCAGGGAGCUUCUAGCAUGUUGCCUGUCAUGGCCUUGGCACCCCAGGAACAUGAGCGGAUCCUGGACAUGUGUUCUGCCCCUGGAGGAAAGACCAGCUACAUUGCUCAGCUGAUGAAGAACACGGGUGUGAUCCUUGCCAAUGACGCCAAUGCUGAGCGGCUCAAGAGUGUUGUGGGCAAUUUGCACCGGCUGGGAGUCACCAACACUGUUAUCAGCCAUUAUGAUGGGCGUCAGUUCCCCAAGGUGGUGGGAGGCUUUGACCGAGUACUGCUGGAUGCUCCCUGCAGUGGCACUGGGGUCAUCUCCAAGGACCCAGCUGUGAAGACUAACAAGGAUGAGAAGGACAUUCUGCGCUGUGCUCACCUCCAGAAGGAGUUGCUCCUGAGUGCUAUUGACUCUGUCAAUGCCACCUCCAAGACAGGAGGCUACCUCGUUUACUGCACCUGUUCUAUCAUGGUGAGACUCCGCCAUGGCAGAGCCGGGAGGCUGGGCUGGGAGGGCUCUUUGCCCAUUAGAGCUCCCUUAAGUUCCAGCUCUGCUUUUUCCUCCCUUCUGUCUUUGUCUUCCCCUCGCAUCCAGGUGGAAGAGAAUGAGUGGGUGGUCGACUACGCUCUGAAAAAGAGGAAUGUGCGACUGGUGCCCACAGGCCUAGACUUUGGCCAGGAAGGUUUUACCCGCUUUCGAGAAAGGCGCUUCCACCCCAGUCUGCGUUCUACCCGACGCUUCUACCCUCAUACCCACAAUAUGGAUGGCUUCUUUAUUGCCAAGUUCAAGAAAUUCUCCAAUUCUAUCCCCCAGUUCCAGACAGGAAAUUCUGAAACAACCACACCUACAAAUGUAGACUUGCCUCAGGUCAUCCCCAAGUCUGAGAAUAGCAGCCAGCCAGCCAAGAAGGCCAAGAGGGCUGCAAAGGCAAAGCAGCAGCUGCAGAAACAGCAACAUCCCAAGAAGGCCUCCCCCCAGAAGCUGAAUGGCAUCUCCAAAGGGGCAGACUCAGAACUGUCCACUAUACCUUCUGUCACAAAGACCCAAGCUUCCUCCAGGCUCCAGGAUAGCAGUCAGCCAGCUGGAAAAGCUGAAGGGAUCAGGGAGCCAAAGGUGGCUGGGAAGCUAAAGCAGCGAUCACCUAAAUUACAGUCCUCCAAGAAAGUUGCCUUCCUCAAGCAGAAUGCCCCUCCCAAGGGCACAGACACAGAAACACCGGCUGUGCUGUCCCCAUCCAAGACCCGGGCCACCCUUAAGCCUAAGGACGGUCGUCAGCCCUUUGGAAGGGCCAAGGGGGUUGAGAAGCAGCAGUUGCCAGAGCAGCCUUUCAAGAAAGCUGCCUUCCAGAAACAGAAUGGCACCCCCAAGGGGCUUCAGUCUCCCACUGUGUCUCUUGUCAGUUCCACCCACACCCCACCAGCAAAGAGGAGGAAAUCUCAGUCCAGGGGCAACAGCCAGCUGCUCCUGUCUUAGAUGGUUGAAAACUAGACGGGUGGCUCACUGCCUUUGUCACCGGUUUGGAACUCUUGCCUCUGUGAGGAAGCCUUUUGCACUGUGCAUGCCCAUGAAAUUGAAUACACAUUUUACAACCUCUG
Sapajus apella (tufted capuchin) is the source of this 2824-nucleotide messenger RNA. RefSeq names its product NOP2 nucleolar protein (gene NOP2). Bases 141 to 2702 code for a protein of 853 amino acids. The transcript is spliced from 15 exons. NCBI's taxonomy places the organism in Eukaryota, Metazoa, Chordata, Mammalia, Primates, Cebidae. Gene Ontology annotation, molecular function: RNA binding; rRNA (cytosine-C5-)-methyltransferase activity. Gene Ontology annotation, cellular component: nucleolus. The record is from RefSeq and is a predicted model, not a curated record. Gene Ontology annotation, biological process: rRNA base methylation; maturation of LSU-rRNA.